Aspergillus caelatus is the source of this 1557-nucleotide messenger RNA. RefSeq names its product GYF domain-containing protein. NCBI's taxonomy places the organism in Eukaryota, Fungi, Ascomycota, Eurotiomycetes, Eurotiales, Aspergillaceae. The transcript has a single exon. The record is from RefSeq and is a predicted model, not a curated record. Bases 137 to 1501 code for a protein of 454 amino acids. Gene Ontology annotation, cellular component: U5 snRNP. Gene Ontology annotation, molecular function: protein binding.
AGUCUCCUCCCAUAAAAGCUCGUCUCCAGUGUCCCAAGUACUAUCGAGUUCUGUGAGAACUCUUAGGCUAGUGCGAUCGCUUCAUUCACAUUUUUGUGCUUUGCUCUACGGUGACUUACACCCAGUUUUACAAUCUAUGUCCGGCUUUCAGCCACGCCCCAAGCGGGCUGGUGAAGACUUCACCCGCACACAUCAACACCCCGAGGACGACCCGAAUGAACCUUCUGGCAAGAAAGCUAGGUUUGAUCUCCGGAACCCUUCUGCUCUUGCUCCCGAUGCGCUCGAAGACGAUGCAGUAUUAGACGCGGACGAGAUCGGUCGGCGCGGGCAGAAAGUACGUCGCAAAGCAGUGAAUCUUGACGGCUACGACUCGGAUAGCGAAAAUGAAGGGUUUGAUGCGCGAGCCGAGGCCCAGGCGAAGAAAAAAAAAAAGGAAAAUGCGGCAGAUGACGAUGACAUGUUUGCUGAGCUACAAGAGGACUUCGGCGCGGAAGAGGUCGACGCUGAUGAAGCUUUAAAGAAGAACAAGAAGUCUGUGCGAUUUCUUCGAGACGACGAGAUCGAAGGUCAGGUCGCGUCUUCCAAAGGUGGUGGCACGUUACAUGCGGACUUGACUAAAGGCCCCGAUGAGGUCGACGAUGAUGAAGCGGAAAGCGAGAGCGAUGUCGCAGAUGAAGACCGCGCAAGGGUUGAUGAGGAUAUGGACGAGGAAUUGGGCGCCGGGUCUAAGAAAAAACAUGCGCCUUUACUUGAUGCGUUCAACAUGCGGACUGAGCAGGAGGAGGGCAAGUUUGACGAUCAAGGAAACUAUGUACGGAAGGCUGUAGACCCUGAUGCUAUCUACGAUUCGUGGCUUGAUGGGGUGUCAAAGAAAGAUAUUCGGCGUGCCAAAGAAGCCGCGGAAAAAAGAGAAGCCGAUAGGAAGGAAAAAGAUCGGAUGGACGAUAGUGUAUUAACGGGAGACGCCUUAAAGACCCUUAUAACUCACCUUGACCGAGGAGAAACUAUACUGGAAGCGUUGGCUAGGCUAGGAAAGGGGCCCCAGAAAAAGCCCAAAUGGCAAAAUAAACGCAACAAGAACAGGUCGAAGCAGAAUGGGGAUACAGAGGAUGCGGAGAUGACGGAGGAUGACCCCAAAGAAGUCGCUCGCAAGCAAGCGAUCGAUGCGAUCACGGGGGCAGCAGAUAUCCUUAUGACCCGGGGCCAAGCGGAAAUCUACGAUACAGAACGCGAGCUACUCACUCGUCAGUAUCGCCGUGAGACAGGCGAGGAUUGGGUUGAUCCCCCUUCACAAGAUACAGACCCUGUAAGUGGCGAGCAGGCCCCUGUAAUGUGGGAAUUUCGUUGGUCGGACGCCCGCGAUGGUGGGAUUGUUCACGGACCGUACGACGGUGCGACGAUGGAGUCGUGGAAAAAUGCUGGGUAUUUCGGUGAAGGGGUCGAAUUUCGAAGAACAACAGACGACGGUGGAUGGAAUGCUCAGGCCAGCUUUGUACAAUAAUGAAAACUAAGGAUGGGUGGGAGUCGUAGGUAUAGCACUAAUGGAUACCAAGCAUU